GAAAGGGAUCAGUGAUUUGAAAACAUCCUGUGUGCCUCCAGGAUGCCUAGGAAGUGGAUUUCAGUUCUGCUGCUGCUACAGCUGAGUUGCCACUUCAGCCCUGGGAGCUGUGGGAAGGUGCUGGUGUGGCCCACAGAAUACAGCCAUUGGAUCAACAUGAAGACAAUCCUGGAUGCACUUGUGCAGAGAGGUCAUGAAGUGACUGUUCUGACAUCUUCAGCUUCGAUUCUUGUUGAUCCCAAUAAACCAUCUGCUAUUCAAUUUGAGAUUUUUCCUGCAUCUUUAACAAAAGAUGAUUUUGAGGAUCUUUCCAUGCGGAUUAUCUCUAAAUGGUUAUAUGGGAGAAAAGAUACAUUUUUUACUUAUUUUUCAUUAAUGCAAGAUAUGUUUUGGGAAUAUUAUGAUUGCAUUCAAACACUUUGUAAAGAUGUAGUUUUGAACAAGAAACUUAUGACCAAACUACAGGAAUCAAGGUUUGAUGUAGUUCUUGCAGAUGCCAUUGGACCCUGUGGUGAGCUGCUGGCUGAGCUACUUAAAAUUCCUUUUGUGUACAGUCUCCGCUUCUCUCCUGGCUAUAACAUUGAAAAGUUCAGUGGAGGACUUCCAUUCCCUCCAUCCUACGUACCUGUUAUCUUGUCAGAAUUAAGUGAUCACAUGACAUUCAUGGAGCGAGUAAAAAAUAUGAUUUACAUGCUUUAUUUUGACUUCUGGUUCCAAACAUAUAAUCUGAAGAAGUGGGAUCAGUUUUAUAGUGAUGUUCUAGGAAGACCCACUACAUUAUAUGAGACGAUGGAGAAAGCUGAAAUAUGGCUCAUUCGAACCUAUUGGGAUUUUGAAUUUCCUCGCCCAGUCUUACCACAUUUUCAUUUUGUUGGAGGACUCCACUGCAAGCCUGCCAAACCCCUGCCUAAGGAGAUGGAAGAGUUUGUCCAGAGCUCUGGAAAACAUGGUAUUGUCGUGUUUUCUUUGGGAUCAAUCAUCUCAAAUAUAUCAGAAGAAAGAGCCAAUGUGAUUGCAUCAGCCCUUGCCCAGAUUCCACAAAAGGUUCUAUGGAGAUUUGAUGGCAAGAAACCAGAUACCUUGGGGCCAAAUACUCGGCUCUAUAAGUGGAUCCCCCAGAAUGACCUUCUUGGUCAUCCAAAAACCAAAGCCUUUAUAACUCACGGUGGAACCAAUGGCAUCUAUGAGGCAAUCUCCCAUGGGAUCCCUAUGGUGGGCCUUCCUAUGUUUGCGGAUCAACCUGAUAACAUUGCUCACAUGAAGACCAAGGGAGCAGCUAUCAGAAUGGACUUCAACACCAUGUCUACUGCAGAUUUACUCAAUGCAUUGAAGACAGUCAUUAAUGACCCAUCAUAUAAAGAGAAUGCAAUGAGAUUGUCAAGAAUUCAUCAUGACCAGCCUAUGAAACCUCUGGAGCGAGCAGUCUUCUGGAUCGAGUUUGUCAUGCGCCACAAAGGAGCCAAACACCUGCGGCCAGCCUCCCAUGACCUCAGCUGGUGCCAGUACCACUCUCUGGAUGUGAUAGGGUUCCUGCUGGCCUGUGUGGCAACUGCUACAUUUGUCAUCACAAAAUGUUGUCUUUUUUGUUACCAGAAGUUUGCUAAACCAGGAAAGAAGAAAAAAAGGGAGUAGUUUCUGAGGCCUGAAGCUGACACUCCUGAAGCUGAUAUGCCUCCUUCAUUUUAUUCUGUACAAUGAAGUUGUAACAUGAGGAUUCCUACUUUUUGUGACAAAAACGACUUUUCACAAUUUAGCUUCACAAAUCAAACUUUGUUUUCAACUGAUUUUCUGUCUGUUUAAGAGUUAAAAACAUUCAUACCGAAGAGGAAAAAACUGGGCAAAAAUAAAAUAAUAAAACAA
Molecule: messenger RNA, 1860 nt
Organism: Pipistrellus kuhlii (Kuhl's pipistrelle)
Lineage: Eukaryota; Metazoa; Chordata; Mammalia; Chiroptera; Vespertilionidae
Product: UDP-glucuronosyltransferase 2B31
Exons: 6
Coding region: 43-1632 (529 amino acids)
Molecular function (GO): UDP-glycosyltransferase activity
Source: RefSeq, a predicted model, not a curated record